AUGGUUAAAUUACUGGAAAGCAUAAUAUCUUCGAUGCAAAAAGCUUCAUCUUUGAAGGAUUCUGAUAUCAUCUCUCUUGGAACUAAAAUAAAUGAACUAGAGGCUGAGUUAAAACAAGCUACAAAUUCCUCUCUUGAGAUUAAAGCAAAGGAAUUGGAAAAUGAACUGGAGAAAGUUACGCAAAAUUCAUCAUUUAAGAAUGGGUUAAUUUUCUGUCUCAGAUCCAGGAUAAGUAAUCUGGAAGAUGAAUUAGAUCAGGUUGUUUCGCAACUGCAUCAGACAAUUCAUGAUUCAAAAAUAGGUAGUGCAAAAGCGAACUCAGCCUCAUCAUCCAACGAUUAUAAGCAUGAUGAAAUAGUAGAAGAGAUACUUCAUUUUUCUUCACACUACUCAAAGCACGAAUCUGAUGAAAAAGGAGAUUAUGAUAGUAUUCACUGUACUUGUUAUUAUGUUAAAAGGUAG
Messenger RNA from Funneliformis geosporum, 462 nucleotides. The record is from the annotation of a GenBank genome assembly. NCBI's taxonomy places the organism in Eukaryota, Fungi, Glomeromycota, Glomeromycetes, Glomerales, Glomeraceae.